Cuscuta europaea is the source of this 2773-nucleotide messenger RNA. The record is from the annotation of a GenBank genome assembly. Lineage: Eukaryota; Viridiplantae; Streptophyta; Magnoliopsida; Solanales; Convolvulaceae.
UAGCUAGCUAGCUGCCAUAGUUGUAGUUUUACGGUGCAGUGUUUGUUUUGCUUCUUCUAAGCUAAUAAGGUUCCCCCCUGGCCUCCCAUUAUUAUAGAAAAACAAAGAAGAAUUCAUCUUUCUAAGAUAUAUCAACUCUAAAGAAAGAAAGAAAGAAGGUUAUGAUGAUGAGGAUUCUAUAUGGUGUCAUCAUUAUGCACAUGUAACCAAUUUUCUUAUCAUCUUCUGUUUCUUUUCUCUUUUGUUUUUGUUGUUUUAGCUUCUGUUGUGCUGCACACUCAUUAAACAGUGUAGUUUUAUCUUGGGAUUUAGCUGUUUUCAGCAAAGCACAAAUCUUUUCAUCAAAUUUGUUUGUUCUUCCUUCUUCUUUUCUUCUUCUUUUUCUUCUUUAUUAAUUAAAAGAAAGCCAUGAUGUCAUCAUCUGAUGAUGCCCUUUCCUCCCUCACCUCCUCCAUGAGAGCCUUCAUUGGAAACAGCCAAGAUCCUAUCCAAAACCCUAAUCCGAACCCGAGCCCGAGCCCGAACCCUAACCCGAACAAGCGAAAGAGGAACCUCCCGGGCAACCCAGAUCCGGAUGCAGAAGUGAUAGCUCUCUCCCCCAAGUCAUUGAUGGCCACCAACCGCUUCGUCUGCGAAAUCUGCAACAAGGGUUUCCAGAGAGACCAGAACCUGCAGCUCCACAGGAGGGGUCACAACCUGCCAUGGAAGCUUAAGCAAAGAAACAACAAGGAAGUUAUCAAGAAGAAGGUGUACAUCUGCCCCGAGAAGAGCUGCGUCCACCACGACCCGUCCCGGGCCCUCGGCGACCUCACCGGGAUCAAGAAACACUUCAGCCGGAAGCACGGCGAGAAGAAGUGGAAGUGUGAGAAGUGUUCCAAGAAAUAUGCUGUCCAGUCCGAUUGGAAAGCUCAUAGUAAGAUUUGUGGGACGAGAGAGUAUAAAUGUGACUGUGGAACUCUUUUCUCCAGAAAAGACAGCUUUAUAACUCAUAGAGCCUUUUGUGAUGCAUUGGCUGAAGAGAGUGCCAGAUUCACUUCUGUACCCAAUCUAAACUUCCGGAACGAGCUGCUGGGAAAUCCUCACCAAUUCGGAUCUCAUGUUUUCCGGCAGCCGCAGAACGACCUCAUGGUGGGGGUGGACACGGGGAGUCAGCUCGGUCUCGAUGGGCAAAAGCCGAGGUUGCCGAUUUGGUUGGAUGCCAACGCGAAUUCUCAUCAUCAUCUUGGGAAUGCCAAUGAAUUUUUGGGAUCAUCUUCUAGCGGCGGCGGUGGAGGUGGAGGUGGAGGCGGAUUAUCCCAUCAUGAGCUCUUACAAAUGACGGCACCCUCAUCGAGUAUGUUGGGUUUAUCCUCACCGAAUCUAUGGUUUCACGGCGCGAGUGGUAGCGCGUCCUCCUCUUCGCUACCUCCUGUUCUGAAAGAGGAAGAUGAGAGUAAAAUGAGUUCCAUGUUCUACAACCACCUCCAAGAAGCGGCAUUGAAGACACCGCCGCCGCCCGCUCAUAUGUCGGCCACCGCUCUUUUGCAGAAAGCAGCCCAAAUGGGAUCAACUUGUAGCAACAACAAUAAUAACUCGCCUUUGUUUGGCGGUGGAUUCGGCUUUGGGGGGUCCACUAUUUCCUCUCUCGGUAGUUUCAGUUCAAGAAAUGAAGUUCAUCAUCAUCACAACCACGAUCAUCACCGUCACCAACACCACCAGAGUUUGAAUGGGUCGAUACUGAGUGCUCCAAAUAACAAUAAUCAAGGAAAUGAUCAUCACAGUUUGUUUUUCGGAGACAUGGAUUCUUCGCCGACUGGAAAUGGCGAAAAUUCUUCUUCUUCACAUGACCCUUCUUUGAUGUUGCAAAGUAACAAAGGUAAACAGUUCAAUCACACUAUGCCUGGUGGAAGUAGUGAAGUAGUUGAAGGGAGUUUGACUAGAGAUUUUCUUGGUGUUGGUGGGAAUGACAAUAGAACCUUUUUUCAACCCCAUGAGUUGGACAAAUUGGCCUCUACUUCCAUGCCCUUGAGUGAUUUUUCUAGACAUGGUUAAUGCCUGGCACACUCCCUUCCUGGUUCUAUUCAAUCUCAUCUUUUCCAUCUUCAUAUUGAAUUGAAAUCCAAAUCACACAUUGUCUCUUUGAGAAUCAAGCUUAUAGAUAUAUCCACAAUGUCAUAUCUUGGUGAGAUUUGCUCUCUUUGUCCUAUUUUAUUUAUAAAGUGGGUUUUUGAGGGGGCAUUAAUGAGAUGAUACAAUGUUGGGAAGUUAAUUGUAUGGGGAAGAUCAGAUUAUUGAGCUGAUCAAAGAGAUGAUUUUGGAAAGGAGAAAUUGAAUUGAACUUGGCUUUCAAGAUCUUGUGAAUUGUCAGAGGGGAGCAAGUGAGGGGUGGGGUACAGUGUGAGGGGUGGGGGUACACGGUGGGGCCCACUGCAUGCUUGAAAAGACUUGACCAAAAGCGACAUUGCAAUCACAAGGCAGGCAAGCUUUCCAAGCUCCAUCGUAUUACUUACUGCAUGUAGAAACAUUUUUCUUUUUUCUUUUUCUUAAAUUUAUUUUAUCUUUCUUUUUUGUUUUUUUGCUGGACCACCGCAAGCUUGUGACUAUAUAGGGACAAUGCUACAGUUCGAAGCAUAGUUUAAUUAUUUUUUAAUAAUGUUUUUUUGUUUGGUUUAUGUAGUAUUAUUCCAGAUAUGAACAUGCAUAUUUGAUUAAUUAGUUCAGAACUGUGUCACUUAUUGAGCUUAAUUUCUCGAAUUAUUAAUUGAUCAUAGAAAUUGGGAGGUGUGAGGAUUAA